Molecule: messenger RNA, 1666 nt
Organism: Procambarus clarkii (red swamp crayfish)
Lineage: Eukaryota; Metazoa; Arthropoda; Malacostraca; Decapoda; Cambaridae
Source: RefSeq, a predicted model, not a curated record
AGACGGGGCUGAAGAGCAGCUGACAGGAGUCGCAGUAAGUGAGGAGCCAGAGGAGUGUUGUAGUGAGGCUCCACCACCCGCACCGACCACACGCUGCACCAUGCCAGACUUCACACAAGAGAAAGACAGGUUCACUCCUCCCCACAACCUCAACACCAAGUAUGCAGUAGAUGAAGUUCACCGCUACAUGGUAGACUGCAUGAUGGCUGUAGGCACUCCCAGGCCUCAAGCCACACACCUUGCUGAUGUUCUGGUAGCUGCUGACACUCGUGGCCACUACAGUCAUGGACUCAACAGGCUAGAGAUGUAUGUGAAUGAUGUGAAGCAAAAGGUUUGUGAUGGAAGUGCUGAACCCACCAUUAUGAAGGAGAGUGUGUCCACAGCUCUUGUUAAUGGCAACAAUGGCCUAGGGCCUGUUGUGGGCAACUUCUGCAUUGAUUUAGCUGUUACGAAGGCUAAAGAAACAGGAAUUGGCUGGGUCUGUGCAAGAGGCAGCAACCACUAUGGCAUUGCUGGCUGGUAUGCCAUGAGGGCCACUAAGGAAGGGCUCUUGGGCAUGAGUUUUACCAACACUUCACCCCUUGUUGCACCAACCCGUGCUAAAACGGGUGCUCUAGGGACCAAUCCAAUAGCAGUGUCAGCACCAGCAAAGAAUGGGGAUAGUUUUGUGCUGGACAUGGCAACUUGUGUGGUAGCUGUUGACACAUCCAGCACUCUAACUGUAUCCUCUCUGUCCAAAGUAUUCUUCAUUGUCUGGAAGGGGUGGAAAAAGAUAGAGGUAGAGCGUCGGAAGGAAAAUCCUAUACCUGAAGGUUGGGCCUUAGACAAGAAUGGUAAACCCACUACAAAUGCUGCAGAGGGCAUGGAAGGUGCUCUUAUGCCCCUUGGUGGGGCAGAGCUACAUUCUGGCUAUAAAGGCUAUGGCCUUGCCAUGUUAGUGGAAGUCUUCUGUGGCAUCAUGUCGGGCGGACAAUAUGGGCCGAAUGUACGAAAGUGGAUGCAAACAGAUCGAGAAGCGGACUUGGGGCAGUGCUUUGUGGCCAUUGAUCCCUCCUUCUUCUCGCCAGGCUUUGAGGACCGAAUGAGUGAUAUGAUGGAUUAUUGUCGUGGAAUGGAACCUGCUGAGCAAGGUAAACCAGUUUUGGCUCCUGGCGACCCUGAACGCUCGCAUGUUGAGAAGGUGAAGAAAGAGGGUGGCAUCACGUAUCAUAUUAACCAGAUAACAGACUCUUGGAGGCUGGCACAGGUUCUGGGUGUGAAAGCAAUGCAGUAAGUGCCACUCAAGAAUUUUGCUGCAAUCCAUCGGUUAAUUCACAGUUCUAAUUGUUGCCCAUUUAUGCAAUGUCAUUGGUUUUUCUGUAGCUUGAGUUAACUACAGUAUUAUAUAAUGUUGUCACUAACUUAGCACAUGUAAUUUGAGUUACAAGAGGUCUCAGUAUAGUCGUGGGGAAGUGGUACAGCUAAAAAAGGAGACUUUUGAUAAGAACUGAUUUCUACUAUGCUGUGAGUUAGCCUUGUUUACAAAAAGUUAAAGCACAAACUUUUUCUGUGGCAAAGUUAUUAAUACAAUUUUUGUAGCUCUAGAAUGUGAAUUUUUUUUUUUUUUUUUUGUGAUAGUAUUAUGUAAUUCUUUAGAAAUAAACACAAUGCUAAUUAUGUACUUAAA